UAAAAUAUUUCUUUGUUUUAAUUUCAGGACUGAAAAUGAUUUAUGAAUGUAUGGUUAGUCCUCAUCCUCCGGAUGUUAGGGCGACCAUUUAGAAAGUGCUUAGAAUGGACGAUGCUGCUAACUGGGACCUCAACUCUCUCCGAGAAGAAGAAUUCGAUACUCUAGCAGUUUAUCUUGUGAGAGACCAGCCAUGUGAUGAAGACUGCCCGAACAGGGCAGAGGCUAGUUUACCCAGAAAUCUCAUAAUAAGAGCUGCGCCCUCUCUCGGGGGAGAUGUUCAAGGAAUAUGGAGCACUGAUUUUAUUCCCAAGGGAACCCGGUUCGGUCCCUUGGUUGGCGAGGUGUAUAGACAGGACGAAGUCCCACCUGAAGCCAACAGAAAGUUCUUUUGGAGGGUCUACAACUCGCUCGAUUCCCCGGACGAUUACUUCUACAUUGAUUGCUUGGAUGUUCGAAAAUCGAACUGGAUGAGGUACGUCAACCCAGCCUAUUCAACUGAAGCACAGACUCUUGUGGCUUGCCAAGUGAACCGUCAAUUAUACUUCUAUACUUGCCGAUCUGUACUUCCCAAUGAAGAACUCACUGUUUGGUACUGCAAAGAAUUCGCUCAACGAUUGGGAUAUCCUCUGACUGGAGAACUGAUGCUUGAAAGGAUAAGGAAUCAAUUAACAGUCGACACAUCAGCACCUGGUAUUCAAGAAAUGGAAAAAGGAGAAGAUGGAGUCAAGCUAAGCUUAUCGGAACUGCCAACACUUCUGCGCUAUUACAGACACAACGCAGAGGCAACUGAAAAAGAUCGAGUAGAUGAAGGUUAUCACAGCAACGGGUCACAGGAUGAUCCUCUAACACCACCUGAAGGAGGCGAAAAUGCCCAGGACGAUCCUCUGACUCCACCUGAGGGAGUUACCAAUGGCUCACAAGAGGAACCAUUUGUCCCAUCUGAGGGUUGUGGCAAUUUACCCCAAGACGAUCUUCCAAUGGCAACUGAAGAUUGCUUAUCUGAUGCAGAGUGUGCGUUGGACUUCAGUACGAAAGAAAAACCAAAACCUUCGAAUGAAAUGCAGGUAACGAGCAGACAAACUCAUGAAGAGGAUCUUGUGGAAGAUCAGACUGAAUGUACGUACAGAAAAUUUCGCGAUGCUAAAUUCAAAAUGUUUAAAGCACUCAAUUACCGGAGCAGCCAAAAUAGAAAAAACGAUGUUCCUCACACAAAUGGUGAAAAUGCUCCGACGCAGCUUUCCAAUCAGACACUUCCAGAAAAGGAAGCAGAAUCUGUUCAGAAGCCUGUAAUCGUUAUUCCAACUCCCCAUCGUCAAGAUUCUGCUUCCCAACAGCGAGAAAUCCCACCACCUGAUGAGAAACAAACUCAGGAGCCCGUUUCUAAUUCCCUGCUACAUGAUGUUUUAUCAAAGCGUGGGUUUUCCGCAUUCGUAGCGUACGAAAGCAGCUCAGCAAAAUCAUUUAGAUCUGUCAUACCUAACAGUCUGCCACUUUCACCACCUAGUUUACCAGCUCACGAUGGCAUUCCGCCUCCUGGCAUAUUAGAGAACUUACUUUUGCGCCAGAAAGCGGAAGUGGCAAGAUCAUCCAUAACUGAAGGAUCUACUCAUAUUCCAUACCCUCGUCCUCCGCUUUUAACAGAACCAGUUCGAGUUAUUGUCUCAAAUGAGGUAUCGUCACGAUCGGAACAACAAAUCAGUAGUACACUCCAAUCACCCCCUCGUCCAGAACAAUCAGUGACAUCCUAUUCGCCUAAAAAACCUCCCCUUCUACAAUAUGGCAACUCAAGCCCCCAUAGCCCUGAUUCGACUGAUCAUAAUUCUGUUUCUGUAAACAGGCAUAGUCCUCCUUAUCCUUUGCCUGGACCUCCCGCAAAUUACGUGUACAGCAUGCCACCGAUGUUCUCCUCCGCUCAUUUUAAUAUGUAUGCCUAUUCUCUAACUUCAGAAGGACAGGCCAAUGGUUUCGGACCUAAAUCUUCAGAAUAUGCACAAAAUCAUCAACAUAAUCAGGCACAAUAUUAUGGUAGAAUGCCACUUAAACCGAAAUCACCUUAUGGUAAUAACUUAUUAACACCCAGUCAUAAUAAUAGUUUACAGAACUCUCCCCAAUCCCCACCCGAAGGAGCAUCCUUGAUUAUGAGCAAUUAUCAGCAAAUGAGAGAUCAAGAUAAUGUCAGUCCAGCGGACUCGUCGAGAUCUCAUUCUAGCCAGCGGGGAUAUAGAUCACUCCCAUAUCCAUUGAAGAAAAAAGACGGCAAAAUGCACUAUGAAUGCAAUAUAUGUAUGAAAACUUUUGGCCAGUUGUCGAAUCUCAAGGUACAUUUAAGAACGCAUUCAGGGGAGAGACCUUUUAAAUGCAAUGUUUGCACCAAGAGUUUCACGCAACUGGCACAUCUUCAAAAGCAUCAUCUUGUGCACACGGGAGAAAAGCCACACGAGUGCAAGGUUUGCAAGAAACGCUUCAGCAGCACCAGCAAUCUAAAAACUCAUUUACGUCUUCACAAUGGUCAGAAACCAUACGCUUGUGAUUUAUGCCCUGCCAAGUUCACCCAAUUCGUACAUUUGAAAUUGCACAAACGUCUUCACACGAACGAAAGGCCGUUCACUUGUCAGACUUGCAAAAAGAAGUAUAUCAGUGCGUCUGGUUUAAGAACGCAUUGGAAAACUACUUCUUGCAGACCGAACUCUGUGCCUCUGGAAGGCAUGGACAAGAUAUACGAUUACAUGUCAGGUGAAGAUUACAGUAACAUAGAUAGCAACGAAGAAUUGCUGGAGAUUAUCGAUGCUGGUGAGGAAGACAGUCAGCCAGCAUCGUCAGGCCGGUCACAUUCUGUAAGCCCACCUCCAGUUCUACCACCUAUGACUGUUAGACCACCUUCAACAGUCCUUCCCCGCACUGUAGUUCUACCACCCAUGGCAGGAUCACCACCUUCAUCGGUCGGAUGGCCGACAUCAGCAGGAUGGCAACGAUCGGGAAAUCAGCAAUCAUCGGUAGGCCGUCCACCAUCAACGAGCCGACCGCUAUCAGCAGAACGACCACCAUCACCUGACGGUUCAGGUCGUCCACCAUCAGCAGGACGACCAAAUCGACCACCCUCAGCUGGUUGUCUUUCUAGAAUGACCCUUCAUAUUCCUCGAUCGAAUGCUGAAUGUAUUAUGGCAAAUUGAAAAAUUGGAGAAAAAAAAAUCAAUUAAUUUAUUUCUUUGGGAAAAGCAGGACUUUUUCCUCUCAACUCAUCCAGUGAUAUGAAUGCGUAGUUUUUAUAGCUGUUAUUUGUUGUUAUAAUUCAUUAUAUGUGUUUGUGUUUUAUGUGUACAGAAAAGUAUUUUUCAUUAUUUAUUGACUUUAAUGACUGACUGGAAUUUCUCUAACCCCUGACUUUCAUUAUUUAUAAUUUCAACAAUUUUUUUUUUCGUUAAACAUUUGAGAAAAUGUUUGUCUUUUGGUUUUUUUAAGUCAUGACUUAAGGAUUUUUGUUUUAAUCUCGAUUUAAAGAAAGUGAAGGAAAUUCCUACGAAUCAUAUUAAUUAAAAAUAAAUUGGUUGACAAGUACGAAAUGAAAAAUAUUUUUCAAAUAUUCUGAAACUUUUCAAUUCAUUCAUUUGGCGAAUAUUUAAGAGCAUUUUGAAGCCUGAAAGUAUAUUGUGAAUUUAUUAAAAUAUAACCCCUUUUUCGAUUAAUAAUAUGAAUAA
Messenger RNA from Parasteatoda tepidariorum (common house spider), 3695 nucleotides. RefSeq lists its product as uncharacterized. The record is from RefSeq and is a predicted model, not a curated record. Gene Ontology annotation, biological process: regulation of transcription by RNA polymerase II; cell fate commitment. Gene Ontology annotation, molecular function: DNA-binding transcription repressor activity, RNA polymerase II-specific; RNA polymerase II cis-regulatory region sequence-specific DNA binding; protein binding. Gene Ontology annotation, cellular component: cytoplasm; nucleus. Lineage: Eukaryota; Metazoa; Arthropoda; Arachnida; Araneae; Theridiidae.